Labrus bergylta (ballan wrasse) is the source of this 1071-nucleotide messenger RNA. RefSeq names its product NADH:ubiquinone oxidoreductase core subunit S7 (gene ndufs7). Gene Ontology annotation, molecular function: quinone binding; 4 iron, 4 sulfur cluster binding; NADH dehydrogenase (ubiquinone) activity. The record is from RefSeq and is a predicted model, not a curated record. Lineage: Eukaryota; Metazoa; Chordata; Actinopteri; Labriformes; Labridae. Gene Ontology annotation, biological process: aerobic respiration; mitochondrial respiratory chain complex I assembly; electron transport coupled proton transport.
AGGAAGCUGUGUGACGUAACUAAAAUCUCAAAGAUGGCGGCGUUAGCUGCACCCCGUCUGGCUAUGUUUGGCUGCUUCUCAACCAGGCCUUUAUCAGCGUUUGCUGUCCAGCAGAAGAGUUUGCAUUGCGCAGCAAAAAUAGAGAAUACCACAAGUGUGGUUCCAGUAAGAGAGAAGAGCACAGCGGUGGCAGCAGCCAAACCAGCAGCUGUAGCCAGCAGCAAGGGGGAGUAUGUUAUCACUAAGCUUGAUGACUUGGUGAACUGGGCACGCAGGAGCUCUCUGUGGCCUAUGACCUUUGGCCUGGCAUGCUGUGCGGUGGAGAUGAUGCACAUGGCGGCCCCUCGUUACGACAUGGACCGUUUCGGAGUGGUGUUCAGAGCAAGUCCCCGACAGUCUGAUGUCAUGAUUGUGGCAGGAACGCUGACCAAUAAGAUGGCUCCGGCUCUACGCAAGGUGUACGACCAGAUGCCUGAGCCCAGAUACGUCAUCUCUAUGGGCAGUUGUGCCAAUGGAGGUGGCUACUAUCACUACUCCUACGCCGUUGUCAGGGGCUGCGACAGAAUCGUACCAGUGGACAUUUAUGUUCCAGGUUGUCCCCCCACCGCAGAGGCUCUCCUGUACGGGACUCUGCAGCUUCAGAAGAAAAUCAAGCGCGAGAAGAAGAUGAGGAUCUGGUAUAGGAAGUGAAUGUGUAUAUGUGUAUCUGCUAUGUAAAUCUUGUAUUUCUGGUUUUAUUUGGAGCACUGCUCCUCCUCAAUAUAGAGCUUCAGUAACCAACUUCAAUAAAAUCAUUGUGGUCAUCAUGUUCGCACAUAUUAUUAUUAUGCUGCUUACUUUCAACCAAACACAGGAGUUGUCACUUAGUUCAUUGUUUCUGCUCCUUCAAUUCAGUUUGAACAUCUGGAGAUGUGCUGUAAGUGGAAACAUGGAGAAAUAACAUAACUUUGAUUUAAGUAGCCAUGUGCAUAUUUAUUCUUCCUAUCAACCUCAAUACUUCAUUAGGGUAAGGGGGAAGUGUUAUCCUGUAUUAUCUUCAAUAUUUUUCAAUAAACUGAGCUCAUGAAAGUA